AUGGAAUUAGUGGAGGUUAACAAAUUAAGAUAACAUAAAGGAUACAUCUUAUUUUAGAAUAGGAUAAAAUAAAAAAAAAGAUAGGAAUACAUUUAAAUCAAUUUAUAAUAUAUGCUGUAUCAUCAAUUAAAAAUUCUAUUGAAUUCAAGUGGUUUGUAUGAAACUUGUUGUUAGAACUAUCAUAUUAUAGCCUAGUUUUGGAUGACAAGAAAAUAAUUAUGUAAAAAAGAAGUAUGA
This is a messenger RNA of Paramecium sonneborni, 237 nucleotides long. The record is from the annotation of a GenBank genome assembly. NCBI's taxonomy places the organism in Eukaryota, Ciliophora, Oligohymenophorea, Peniculida, Parameciidae.